Messenger RNA from Malus domestica (apple), 1686 nucleotides. RefSeq names its product aspartic proteinase CDR1-like. Gene Ontology annotation, cellular component: extracellular region. Lineage: Eukaryota; Viridiplantae; Streptophyta; Magnoliopsida; Rosales; Rosaceae. The record is from RefSeq and is a predicted model, not a curated record.
AAAUUUAUGUCAUGUGACGAUCGGUGACUUACUCCCAAGAUAUACAAUCCUUUCUUUUUAUUUCCCUUUUUAAUUUAAUGUAGUCCUUUUCUUAAUUAGGAGUAAAUCCCUUACGAUAUAUAAGAUCUAACAUGCAAAAAGAAAGUUUACGCAAAAAGAUUAGUUCCUUAUAUAGUAUAUCAAGGAUAGAAUGGUAUAUAAAUAAGCACUGCUCUUCUGCCAAGUCUGCCAUUCUGUGUUGAGGGAAGCAAAUAUGGCAGGCUUAUUUGCAAAAUCUGCUUCCCUCUCUCUUAUUAAUCUUGUUAUUUUCUUAUAUUUAUCAUGCUUAACCACCAAUCUCCACGACCACAACUUCCGCCGUCAAAACACCAAGCCGUUUGGCCACAAAACUCAUUCACCGUGAUUCGGCUCUCUCUCCGUACUACAAUCCUAAUGCAACCAUCAAAGACCGUGCUAUAAGCACAUUGAAACGCUCCAGGGCACGCUUAGCAUGCUUGGGAGCAAAGGCCGGUUUUUCCAGUGACGAUGACACCCGUGCUGGUCUUGUUGCCGAGGACAGUGGAGCACAAUUUAUGGCCAAUUUCUCAAUCGGUGAGCCACCAGUUCCACAGCUCUUAACCAUAGACACAGGGAGCAACCUCUUGUGGGUUCAAUGCCUUCCUUGCACCAAGUGCUUUGAACAAACAAGUCCGAUUUUUGACCCUUCCAAGUCCUCUACAUACACCCCAUUAUCAUGCUCAUCCCCAUAUUGCACAAUUUCCCCUAGUGACAAAUGUGACCCCUCAAACAAUUGCAAAUUCUCUCACACAUACUUUGAUAGCACCAAAGUAGCUGGACUUAUUGGGACCGAAAUUUUCACUUUUGAGACGUCCGACGAAGGCAUUAGCACUGUCCCGAAUGUUGUUUUUGGUUGUGCCCAGGACAAUGAUGGUUACAACGGGCAGCCUAGUGGAAUAAUUGGUCUAGGCCCUUCAAACAUAUCUUUGGCAAACCACAUGGGGUCAAAAUUCUCUUAUUGCAUCGGUAGCAUAAGGGAUCCUAACUACCCUCAUAACCAGUUAGUCUUAGGCGAUGGUGCAAAGAUAGAAGGCACUUCAACUCCACUAGAAGUCUACAAUGAACUUUACUAUCUAACCCUAGAGAGCAUCAGCCUCGCGGAAAGGCGGCUUGAGAUCGAUCCGGAAAUCUUCAAGAGAACAGAAUCAGGCUCGGGUGGAACAGUCAUCGAUUCCGGAACAACAAUAUCCUUCUUAGCUACAGGUGCAUACUAUGUGCUUAGAGAUGAAGUUCGGAAGUUGCUUGAUGGAAGAUUGGAAAAAGUGGAAGAGCCUGGUGUUCCUUCAGGUUUGUGCUACAAGGGGAAUAUAAGGGAAGAUUUAACAGGGUUUCCAGAUGUUGUGUUGAACUUUGCAGGUGGGGCUGAAGUAGGGUUAGACGUAGAGAGCGCUUUUCAAGAUUAUGGUGAGGGUGAGUUUUGCAUGGCAGUGCAACUGUCUCCUGAGGGCAGUGACUUGAACGUUGUUGGGAUUAUGGCGCAGCAGCAUUACAAUGUUGCCUAUGAUCUUGCUGCAAGCCAGGUUUAUUUCCAGAGGAUUGAUUGUCAACUUCUUGAUGAUUAAUUGGGGGUUUAUUGCGCAUGAUGUAAUAAUAAUCAGGAAAAACAAAGUAAUUAACAGUCACAUUGAU